Gasterosteus aculeatus aculeatus (three-spined stickleback) is the source of this 3690-nucleotide messenger RNA. NCBI's taxonomy places the organism in Eukaryota, Metazoa, Chordata, Actinopteri, Perciformes, Gasterosteidae. The record is from RefSeq and is a predicted model, not a curated record.
UCAUUUUUGUCUCAUUUUGUUCUUCUACUUCACUAAUGUUCAAAAGAAGAGAUUUAGGGAAAUACUAAUACUUAUUCCACCUCUGAGCAUUUUUAUUGAUGAUUGCGAGCAUUCAAUAAAACAAACAACUACGCACUCUAUAAUUUACGUAGAGCAGCUCUGCGGUCUCUGGUUCUCAAGGGGGGGUGUAUUCGAUAUCCCCCGCUGCCCCUCCCGCUGUACAAACCGGGUGGGCGGGGCGUAAUCGCACAUUGUGUGUGUGUGUGUGUGUGUGUGUGUGUGUGUCCUCCCCGGCUCGCUGGCUCGAGACGGAUUACCGCCGGCUCGGUGACUGAAACCACACCGUCGCCGUCGGUCGGUCGGUCGGUUGUUUCUCUGACGGGCAACCGGCAACUUCACGCCUUGAGGACAACAACAGCGGGAGAUUCCGGUUGUUGUUGUUGUUGUUUUCUGCAGUCCGGGAGAUUAUGUCCGGAGCUCCGCGUGCCGCCGCCGCCUCGGACAAAAGUUUACCGGGAACAGUGACGCGGUCACACCGGCGCGGCGGACGGUAACAGCGAUGGCGGAGCGCGGCGCUUGCGAUGCCAACGUCCUCGGCGUCCCGGUGCCGAUGCGCCGCGGCGGCUCCGAGUCCAACCUGCACGCGGUGGACGGGGCCGGGGACGGCGGGGUCGGGGACGACGGGGUCGGCCUGGACUUCACCAAGGGGGCGCUCGGCAUCGACAGCCUGCAGCAGAAGGUCCUCAAGGUGACGGAGCAGAUCAAGGUGGAGCAGGCGGCUCGGGACCAGAACGUGGCCGAGUACCUGAAGCUGGUGAACAACGCCGACAAGCAGCAGGUGGGGCGGAUCCGCCAGGUCUUUGAGAAGAAGAACCAGAAGUCGGCGCACACCAUCGCCCGGCUGCAGAAGAAGCUGGACCAGUACCACCGCCGCGUGAAGGACGGCGAGACCAACGGGAAGCCCCACCCCCUCCCCAACCACAAGGAGUCCGGGACCCACAGCAAAGAGGGCAGCCUGCGCGACGUCAGCGCCGCCGGGCGCCACCCGGCGCUGGACAAGGUGAAGACCAUCGGGCCCGGCGUGUCGCUCUCGCCGCCGUUCUUCUUCAACAAGUCGCGGGAGUUCGCCAACCUCAUCAGGAACAAGUUCGGCAGCGCCGACAACAUCGCCCACCUCAAGAGCUCCAUGGAGUCGGGGGCGGGGCUCCACGCGGAAGGCGCGGCGCGGGGCCUGAGCGGCAGCGCCACCACGGUGGCCAAGGCGACCAAGUACCAGAGCGACGACGAGUGCUCCACGGGGACGUCCGCCUCCGCCGACUCCAACGGGAACCCGGCCGGGGGCUCCGGGGCGGAGUCCGGGGGCGCCGGGAGGUCGGACUCCAACGGGCGGCUGGGGGAGGUGCUGGAGGUGGUGCGGGAGGUCAGGGAGGCGCAGGUGCAGCUGGCGGAGGACAUGGAGAGCAUGAACACGCAGUUCAAACGGGAUUACAGCUACUUCACGCAGAUGAUGCAGGAGGAGAGAUACAGGUAUGAGCGGUUGGAGGACCAGUUAAAUGACCUGACGGAGCUCCACCAGAACGAGACCAUCAAUCUGAAGCAGGAGCUGGCGAGCAUCGAGGAGAAGGUGGCCUACCAGGCCUACGAGAGGGCCAGGGACAUCCAGGAGGUGCUGGAGUCGUGUCAGACCCGCGUCUCCAAGCUGGAGCUCCAGCAGCAGCAGCAGCAGCAGACGGUGCAGGUGGAGAACACCGACGCCAAGGUGCUGCUGGGGAAGUGCAUCAACAUCAUGCUGGCCAUCGUCACCGUCAUCUUGGUCUGCGUUUCCACGGCGGCCAAGUUCACCGCCCCGCUGCUGCGCAGCCGCCUGCACAUGGCGCUCACCUGCGUGGGCGUGUCCGUGCUGGCGCUGCUGUGGAAGAACUGGGAACACUUGCAGGGCGCCGUGGAACGACUGCUCCUCCCGCGCUGAUCGGCGGGGUCACGGCACGAGACCCGGGGAGGGGCCCGGGGGUUUCCUCUCGUGGGGGCGGAGCUUACAUUCGGCCUCGCACCAGCCGUGUUUUUGGGCUCCACGGUGACUUGGUUGGUGGCUUUUGUUCUUCGCGUGCCUCAACGGGGUCCACAGACAGACUUUCCCAGAAUGCACCUCCACUGGAAUUCCUCCACACGGACGUAAGCUUGUAUGACUUUUACACCACGCUGACAUCAAUGCGUAUCACUACAGUCCAAAGUACCCGGCGACUAAAAGACGAGUCGGUUGGAGUCGAUCGGCCGUAUCAUUGGCCGUCGGAUUCCCCGUCUGCUCUCCUCCGGUCAUCAGAGGGAAGAACGCGGAAGGAUCGUCGGCGCAUUGGGAACACAGCCGGUUGUUUCCUCUCCCGUAUGUGGAUCCUCCGCAGCCCUGUGAACAAACUCUCCCUGGCUGCACGAGGCCGACAGGUCCUGCACACCCGCCAGCUGUGACAUCACAACGACACCUCCACCGGAAGGUGCAGCCGUACUGUAUUUACGUCGUGUUUGUCCCCGUCGCUGUCUCAUUUAAUGAGGACAUUUUACAAGUUGUUGUCUUUUUAACUGUGGGUGUGGGAUUGUGCGUUCGUGAAGUGUACGUCUCACAGCGUUUCCUUUGUUCGGGACAGUUAAAACUUUUCUGGCCUCCGGUCUUGUUGUUUUGAUGCUUUUUUUUUUUUUGUAAAACGUGUGGUAUGUUUUUCGGGUAACAUACGAGUCGCUGUGCUUUUCUCCAAUGAUUGCAGUUUUAGCGUCGACAAGCUAGCCUGUCAACUGUGAGGCAGCAUUGGGCGACUGGAGAAAAGCUCCAUCAUGUCUUGGCUUUUAAAUUAAAUCGCCUUUUUUUUCUCCUCUGGAUGUGAAUAGAACAAAUUUACUUGAGUGUAAAGCCUUUGAUGCUGCAUUCAAGUCCUGUGGGAAUAACCAUAACAACGUUAUGGCGGCUCAAGGUCCUGACUUGAAAGGAUUUCCAAUUGAUGAAACUUGUAUUCAAGCAACAGACAGAUCGCUGGAUGGAUUUCUGCUCCUACGUUUUAAUUACACAUAAUUACUCUUACUACUUUCUUUUCAUACAUGACAGCUGAGAGAAGUGACAUUCGAGGUGAAACCUGCACACAAAGUCGUCAUAUUUUAAUAAAUAUGAAUUUUGAUAACUCAGGAGAUGUUCUAUUUAAAAUAAAUAAAUGUCAGAAACCAAAAAAGUGGUGGUAUCAACCCCUUAGCGCCUGUUUUUCCCAGGUGACUUGAAUGCAGCAUGACAGUCUCGAUGCAGGGAGGCGAGCGACGUAGCUGCUGUUACCCAGCAUCCCUGUGAUGAUGAGGGGGGUGAAAUGAGGCUUGUCAAUGCAGCUUAUUUUCUUCUUUGUAUUCAGUCCAGUCUAAAGCCAAAUAUGGAAAUUUUUAAAGCACGGCCUUUCUAAGCAACACUGAAAUAGCUUUUUUCUGUUUUCUUUCCAUCGAUCUUUGGUGUUUUUAUUUUUUCUUUCUUAAAUCGAUCACACUCGUUUGAUGUGCUCUUCAUGAGUUCAGUGCACCUCCUCUCCAAAGCUGAAAGUCCAUAAUGUAUAUUUUCAUAUUAUUGUCUCUUCUAUGUGCAUCACUUUCUGGUGACGGUUCCGUAACAUCCUCAUAUUUUCAAAUGAGAAAAUAAACCUGAUUUUGUUUAAAGAUCUUUCCAUA